Trichoderma reesei QM6a is the source of this 2411-nucleotide messenger RNA. RefSeq lists its product as uncharacterized. Gene Ontology annotation, cellular component: cortical endoplasmic reticulum. Gene Ontology annotation, biological process: chloride transmembrane transport. The transcript is spliced from 5 exons. The record is from RefSeq and is a predicted model, not a curated record. The coding region runs from base 249 to 2411 and encodes 720 amino acids. NCBI's taxonomy places the organism in Eukaryota, Fungi, Ascomycota, Sordariomycetes, Hypocreales, Hypocreaceae. Gene Ontology annotation, molecular function: chloride channel activity.
CUAUUACGUCGAACCUACCGCCUGUUCUCGCCAGUAGCCCGGUCUUAUCCCAGCAUCCCGGAGCUUCGGCCCCUCAUCACCUUUGCGUCCUCGGGCAGAUUGUCGGACAUCGCCUCGGGUGUUUUCGUCGCCGCCUGACCUCCAGUAGCACAAGACGCGGCAUCCGCUGGCGCCGACAGAGGUCGGGAAGCCCUCCAUUUUGGGCGCAGUAGGGUCCUUUCAGCAGAUGCUUGCACGACUCCGCUGAGAUGCCUCUUCACCUGGAGGUACCGCCGGUCAGAGACCCGGACCUUCGCCGGUCGCCGUCACCACCUCCAUCACCGUCGCGGGCUCUCCAGACAUACAACGACAAAUAUGUUGUGGUGUAUGACUUUAGCGAAAUAGACUACUAUGAAGCUGCAAAGGAAUUCACUGCCUUGAUACACAGCCUCGAGGCUACUGGCCUCCACGUCGAAGUGAGGCCAGGGUAUGAACAGACUAUUCUGCUAUUUGUCAAGGCACCGAGUGCGCUCCUGGGAAACAGAGUCUACAAGCUGAGAGUGAGGGAUUGGCUCUAUGGCAUCACGCAAACACGGCCACCGGGAAACAAGCAUACAAUUGUCGCUGCGUGGUAUGAAGCUGAAGAUCUCUUAUCCAUGGACCACCUGGUACGCUGGCCACAAUCCAUGGGAGGAGCGGGCAUCACUCCAGGUCUCGGCGAAUGGAAGAACGUCAAGGCCAUCUUCCCCAUGCACAAUGAUAAAGUAAACCAGAAGUUGCUACGAAGCUUUAGCAAGAAGCUGCUGCUAGGGAUUGAUGAUCUCGAUCAGAUACGAGAUCUGUUUGGCUCAAAGGUCGCCUUCUACUUUGCUUUCGGACAGUCCUACUCAGCCUUUCUCCUCUUUCCAGCCGUUACUGGUCUCGUUUCGUGGCUAUGGCUACCAAAAUACUCCAUCGUAUACACCAUCUUGACCGUAAUCUGGUGCACCGUCUUCCUCGAAUAUUGGAAGGUCCGUGAAGUCGACCUGAGCGUACGAUGGCGGGUGAGAGGAGUCAACAAAACAAAGACAAAUCGACCAGAGUACAGAUACGAACGAGUCAUUGUGGACCAAUACGGCCGGACGCUUCACUACACUCCCAAGUGGAAGCAGAUUUCGCGGCAGCUCCUGCAGGUGCCAUUCAUGGCUAUUGCGACUGUGGCGCUUGGCCUCAUGAUCAGUGCAGUGUUUGCUAUUGAGACUCUGAUAUCCGACUCAUACGAUGGGCCAAGCAAUCUGUACCUGGACUAUCUGCCCACCGUGCUCCUGGCCGUCAUCAUCCCUUACAUCAGUUCAUACCUGGAAACAGUCGCCAAGUGGCUUACAGACUUUGAGAACCACCGAACAGCAGACAGUCACGAAAUGUCGCUCACGCAAAAGAUCUUUAUCCUCAGCAUCAUCACGAACUACCUUCCCAUCCUGCUGACAGCCUUUGUCUACGUUCCAUUUGGCGACCGGAUUUUCCCUUGGCUCGAAGACCACAUCGUUCAUUUUGCCCCCAACAUCGGCAAUCGCUUGACUGAGAAGCCCUUUAGGCUAGAUUCCGACCGUUUGCGACACGAGGUCAUCGCAUUGACUGUGACCGGGCAGCUGUCUAGCUUCUUUGAGGAGAAUAUUCUGCCCCUGAUCAAGUACAAAAUGAGCAGUUGGUACCGGGAGUACCGCCGCAACUACACCAAAGAUACGAUCCUCAUAUCCAUGGUCACCGACGAUGAAGACGAGGCGCAGUUCCUGGAGCAACGCCGCAACGAGGCCACGCUGGAGCCGUACAAUGUGCAGGAUGACAUUGCGGAGCUGGUGCUUCAGUUUGGAUACCUGGCCCUGUUUUCGUCUGCUUGGCCGCUCAUCCCCCUGGGCUUCCUCAUCAACAACUGGGUCGAGCUUCGGUCCGACUUUGCCAAGAUUUGCAUCGAGCAUCAAAGGCCGCCGCCAUCUCGCGCAGAAGGCAUUGGGCCCUGGAUCGUCUCGUUGGAAAUUCUCGUGUGGCUGGGCAGCAUCUCCUCUGCAGCCAUUGUUCAUCUGUUUAGCACUGAUGGAGUGCUGAGUGGCGGCUGGUCAACGCUUCCACUGACGAUUUUUGUCAGCGAGCACAUUCUCCUCGCUCUUACAUGGAUAACGCGCGUCAUCUUCCAGCGCCUCGGCUCUGAGCAACUACGUAGGGAGAGAAGCGAGCAGUAUGCAAGAAGACUGAGAAUCCUGGAGGAGAUUGAGGAGCACAAGCGCGAUGGAGAGAACAUUGGCGUGCGAGAGCGAGAGCGCAGAAAGUCGCUGCUGAUUGCGGGCAACGAGAGCUUCUGGACGAAGCAGUUGGAAGAGGGAGCGAGUGCGGCGGCUGGAAUGAAGCUGAUUUCACUGGCAAGGAAGUCGGAUGGAGAGGGCAAGAAGAAGCAAUAG